This is a messenger RNA of Neospora caninum, 1275 nucleotides long. RefSeq lists its product as hypothetical. Lineage: Eukaryota; Apicomplexa; Conoidasida; Eucoccidiorida; Sarcocystidae. The transcript has a single exon. Gene Ontology annotation, cellular component: plasma membrane. The coding region runs from base 1 to 1275 and encodes 424 amino acids. The record is from RefSeq and is a predicted model, not a curated record. Gene Ontology annotation, biological process: carbohydrate metabolic process; peptide modification.
AUGCCGCGCCUUCGUUCUCUCGACGGCCGUGCGUUUCUCAAUGUGGCGGCGGAGGCGCCGGUUUCGUCCGAGCCGAUGCAUCUGAUGCCUGGCACGUCGUCUCUCAGUCGCGAGUGUGUAUCGGAACUCCAAGACCGCCUCCAGGAAACUGCACGCUGCGUACGAUCUGCCGGGACGGUUCAUCCGAAGAGAAGCUCCACGGUGUACGUGGGCGCUCCGGGCAUUGCGUAUGCGUUCCUGAAGCUCGCGACGCUCCAAACAGGCGACCAGAAGCAGGCGAGUCGAGAUACAGCUCAGAAGCUUCUCGGGCCGACGGUCCUCGAGUCGAUCGUCGAGCAAGCGAAAAGGCACCGCUCCCUCGGCCCGAGCCUUUUGUGCGGCCCCGCGGGGGUUUUCAUGGUCCUGGCUUUACAGGCGUGGCAACCCGGCGUCCACCUCGCUUCCCAGUCCGCUGCGUACCUCGACGCAGUGCAGUCUUACAAGCAGUACUCGGAGUACGCGAUCAAAGAGCUUGACUCGGAUGAAUGGCUCUACGGUCGAGCAGGCUAUCUCUACGGCUGCUUAUUUCUGAACCACCUGGCCCCCGGCUCCGUCUCCGAGACGACGGUCACUCAACUCGCCAUGGCGAUACUGGAGUCUGGCGAGGCCUUUGGCCGCAAAACUGGCGGCAGUCCGCUCAUGUACCGCUGGCACGAUAAGCAGUACAUUGGCGCGGCUCACGGGCUGUUUGGGAUCGUGUACAUUCUGAUGCUGGUCGACUCCGUGCGGAACGAUCCGCACGCCAUGCGCCUGGUGAAGUCGACGCUAGAGUGGCUGCUCACUCUCGAGUCGAAGAACCACAACUGGCCGGCAGUCGUCGGCGAGACAGGGGACUACUUGUGCCACUUCUGCCACGGGGCGACUGGCGCCGUCUUCGCCUUCGGUCUCGGCAGCAUUGUGUUCAACAAUCGAGAGUUCCAGAAAGCUGCUCUUCGCGCGGCGAGCUGCGUGUGGAAGUACGGCCUGCUGAAAAAGGGGCCUGGCAUAUGUCAUGGAAUCUCCGGAAGUGGCUAUGGGCUGCUCAUGGCGUACAAACUGACGCGCGACCCUGUCUGGCUAGACCGCGCAGCGGAUUUCGCUCUAAAGAUGUUCGACGAAAAGCUGCAGGCCGACAGCAGGGUACCGGACAACCCGUUCAGCCUCUUUGAAGGCCUUUCAGGGGCCAUCUGUUUCCUGGUAGAUCUCCUGAAGAAUCCACUGAAGGCUUCGUUUCCGCUCUUCGAACUAGGCUUCUGA